UUAAAAGCUUGAUUUGGGGUCUUGGUGGACCUGAAAACACCAGAGAGAGUACUUGUUUGCUGCGUGGAGCGUCAACUUCCCCAUUUCUCUCGCCUUCCUCUGUGUACUUUCCAUUUCGGCCCGUCAAGGGAAUCUAUUUUAGUGAUCGCUUUUCAGGAGCGUCACGGAGGAAGCGAUGACGCCACGUCACCAUCCACGCCAACCCCCAGGCCACAAAAUGGGGCGGCGAGACACGAGAAUCAGAAACAGAGAAAGAGAAAGAAGAGCCAACGAACAACAGUUGCAUUCGAAUCCUAACGUUUGAAAAUCAAAGCACGGAAGGCAAUGGAAGUGAAGUUGCGUCCAAGGUUGUUUUUCUUCACAGCCCUCUGUUUGUGUCUAGAACCAGGAGCCAAUGCUGAAGUUGUCUGUUGUGAUGCGAGUCGUUUAGAAAUGCAUCCAAUAUUCUGCGGCACGUGCAGUCUUGGGAAAUGCUGCAAGGACAACCGGUGUAAACAAUGCCGUCCGUUACCGAAAUGUCUCGAAGGCGAGGAACUCUGUCGCUCAGGCACCAUUGACUUCAGGUACAUCUGCCGACCAUGUCCAAACGGGACUUUCUCAGAUGUCAAAAAUGGCUGCUGCAUCCCUUGGGAAAAUUGCAAGAGCCACGGACUCCAAACCCUGCAAGCCGGGAACAGGACACACAAUGCUCAAUGUGGCCCAGGACCCACCCCCGUUGUUGGGCAACCUGGUUUUACGGUCGCGUCCAUCUUCACCGUCCUGACGGCGGCAGGUAUCUUUGUUCUUCUUCUGAUGACGUUCCUGUUAAUCGUUUGCACGUGUACGCAGAAGACGGUGUUCCGUUUGGUUGAUGACGUUGAAUCUCUCGAGCAGCCAAAUCCAUCCGAAUCCCAUCUCCUGGAAGAUGAUGCCCAAAGCUGCCAGUUUCCAGAAGAAGAGGAUGGUGGGAAAGUGGUGGCGUAGUAGACCUCACCUUAGUGAGAACAAAUAUUGCAAAAUGCACUCCGUGAUCUCAUCUCUAGAUGACUCUUGACCAAAUACUCAGCCACUUUAUUUGUGUCUAGAGGUGAACGAAAGUCUCUUUGUGUAGAUCCAGAUUGGUUCGUCCACAUGCAAAGUUCAUCUGUUGCUAUUUACUCUUCUGAAGAGACCUGGUUUGUACUUCAUCUAGUACGCAAAGGUAGUGUUUCCUUCACCCUCUUCCUUUGUAUGGGGAAGACACGGUUUUAUAUAUAGGACCGGGCUACAAUAAAUCGCUACUGACCGAGAGGUCAUGGGAUCGAAGCCCGGGUCAGAUUGAGCUCCCGACUGUUAACAGCUGAGCUCGCUGUCCACCGAAGCAGCUAAAAAAACAGUUGCAUCCGUCGAGUAGAAAAGUCUAGGUAUCGCUUUGUGUGGGGAGUCUAAUUUAAUUAAGCUACAACUCCAUAAAAACCGACAGAAAGGAAUGCGGAAGUACUCCCAUCAAGGACUCGGUGUCACAAGUGCAGCUACCCCUGUGACUGGAAUUGAGCCUCAUGAAGCCGGAAGCUGGAAAAUGUUAAAUUGCCUCUGUCUAUAUGUUGAAUGUUUGACAUUGUGAUCUGCCCUGAGAGAAGGGCGAAAUAUAAAUACUGUAAAUCAUAAAUAAUAAUAGAUAGGACUUCUAAUUUAGGAAGCAAACAAGAGCAACAAUAGAACAAGUAAAGGAUGGAGCCUGGAGGAAUUAAACUCAGAAAAGUCAGGGCUAAAAUAGCGGUUGAAAGGUUGUGGGCGAAGUCGGACAGAAGAUUAUGAGUGGAGCCAGUCCAGGACUUGAGGAUGAAUUGGUUUUCCAGAUCUCAUUCCUCUUGGUGUUUAGAAAUGGACCAUAUAUAUACCUCUAUCUAUGUUCAAAUUGUCUGUCUUGUCUGUAUAAAACGGCACUGAAUGUUUGCCUCAUAUGUAUGUUCUGUGAUCGCCCUUUGAGGUGAGACGUGCAGAAUAAAAAUACUGUAAAUAAAUAAAAAUAAAUAAAUGGACUGUAUCUAUAGUUGAGACCAUAACACCAUCUCGGUGGUGUUCAGAGUGGCCUUAAAGUGGACUUUAUCACACCAACAUCUUGACUUGUCUCAAUCCUGAACGUAUGAUUAUUAUUUUACACAAAUAUUAUGCUUAAAUUCAGCAUGGCACUCGUCUUUGAACCUGUCUCCAUUCAAAAGGCCUGCUGUCAUGAUAGGCUUUGGUGGUGACUUGUUACAAUUUUUGUGUUAUGUAGUGAAAUGUUUAAUUCAUUGUUGCUAUGUAAGUGGAUGCAUUUGCUCCGGUAAGCAUUCCAGCAGUCAAGUGAUUAAUUGCAGAGAGCCCUGAUUUUUGGCUAGAAGGGCAAAGCAUCAAGACUUCUGUUUGAGCUACAUGGCAGGAAGAUAUGUUAUAGACUGUGGAAUGUGGGAUGUGCUUAAAGUUUACUGAUAACAGACACAAAGAAACUCCAUGAUUUGUUCUUGUCGAAGCAAGAUGUGUCCGAGCAGCUCUGGCUGUUUACCUUGUAGAUAUCUGUAAAUUAAAGGACUGUUUACCUUGUAGAUAUCUAUAAAUUAAAGAUAUCUGUAAAUUAAAGAUCUAUUGCUGCUGGGAUC
Anolis carolinensis (green anole) is the source of this 2597-nucleotide messenger RNA. It is a transcript of the gene tnfrsf18, whose product is annotated as TNF receptor superfamily member 18. Gene Ontology annotation, biological process: positive regulation of cell adhesion. The transcript has 6 exons. The record is from RefSeq and is a predicted model, not a curated record. Gene Ontology annotation, cellular component: external side of plasma membrane. Lineage: Eukaryota; Metazoa; Chordata; Lepidosauria; Squamata; Anolidae. Bases 325 to 963 code for a protein of 212 amino acids.